CCAACAAAAGCACGCCGUAUACCUAGAAAAAUGCGGCCAGCCCUCCUCCUGAUCCUGCUGCUGGCUGGCGUUCAAAGUUUAGCGCCGGCCACAAAACGCCCGCGGGUCGUCGUGAGCCCCUGCGGCGGCAGCGUGGGCCUCUGCUUAUUGCGGAGCCUGAAGGUGAAGGACUGCGAUGUGGUCGCGAUCUGCCGCGACGAGGCCGAGGAGGCGCGCGUGCGCCAGAACACGUGCGGCUGCUCCAUGCGCCAGGGCGAGGUGACGGACAUGUGCGGUACGGCGUACCCGGCCCUGGAGACGGUCAUCUGCGCCACGCCGAAUGAAUUGAGGCGCGCGUGCGAGGGCGCGUCCGCCGUGGUGGCGCUGCCGGCGGGCGACGCGCACCCGCGGCUGGCGCCGUCCAUAAAUGACGGGACGAUCGUGCGGCCUACCGUAGCAGCAACCAAAAAAAGCGCCGACGACGCGCGGAGAUUGGUGGCCGCGGCCGACGAAGGCGCCCACGUCGUCCUGUUGAGCGCUUUGGGCGCCGGCGCCGAGCCGGACCGGCCGCCCCUGGCCUCGUUCCUCGCGGCGCGCACGGGUUGUUUGGAAACGCUCGCCGAGAAGCGCGCGCUCGAGACGGACGUCUCCUCGUCUGGGAGGCGGUUUACCAUACUGAGAGCGCCGCCGCUGGCGUCGGGGCCCGAGCUCGAAGCCAUCGAUAAAGAUGGAGACGGGGACCCGAACCCGGCGCUGUCCCUCAUCACGCCGUCGGCGCUCGCGCACGCGGCGCUCCACGCGGCGCUGGACACGUCGGGGACGUACCGCGGCACGUACGAGGCCAAGUCGACGCGCCCGCGGCGGCCAAAGGCGCCGGCGGCCGCCUCUUCUUCAUCGUCGGCGGGGAAGUCCUAA
Messenger RNA from Pelagomonas calceolata, 894 nucleotides. NCBI's taxonomy places the organism in Eukaryota, Pelagophyceae, Pelagomonadales, Pelagomonadaceae. The record is from the annotation of a GenBank genome assembly.